AUGUGGGUUGUGCCAACCAGGCACAACAAGACGCUGACCCAAGAAAUGCUGGCUUGUCCCGACCCUCUCUUAAGGGUACCCAGACAAGGGAUUUUGACGCUGGCUCUUUUCUCAUACUUUAUAACAGUACAAAGAAAGGAAACAACCUUCCCGCCGGAGGAACCUGGUCCGUUGUGCUAGUAUCAGUAGAGGAUAUCAUCAAGAGGCGUCGUGCGUGCUGGCACGUUCAGGUAUACUACUGGGGCUGAAAUAUCGAAGGUCGCAGCAGCCUCUGACAACGGUCCGAAAUCUGCGCCGGAACCAAGCGGAACCCAACACUUGUCACAGCGGUGCUCACCACCACGGACCGCAAACCCCUCAACUGCGGGUUGUCAGCAGUAGCUGGUGGCAUCAGCUACUGCUGUAAACCUGCAGUUCAGAAGAUUGGGUUCAGUGGCGGCGAGCACAAGCAGUACAAGACACUGGGUGUCGAUCUAACUUGCGGAGAUUUGCGGAGAUUGUGGGCCACUACAACGACACUCGAUACCACCACCACAGAAGAAGUUUUGAGCGCGCCAACACACCCCCCCGCUGCUAUAGGGUGUCCUCUAGUGAUAUUGGUACAAUGGACCAGGUUCCUAGCAAC
Messenger RNA from Ectocarpus sp. CCAP 1310/34, 625 nucleotides. Lineage: Eukaryota; Phaeophyceae; Ectocarpales; Ectocarpaceae. The record is from the annotation of a GenBank genome assembly.